AUGGAUAUUGUUGUUGCCAAUACUGGAACUGACAAUGUAGGCGUAUUUCUAUUAUACGAUAAUGGUUAUUUUGCUAGUCAAAUGACGUAUCCGACAGGUCAUGGUUCAGCUCCACGCAUGGUUGUUGUCGGUGAUUUCAAUAAUGAUAAUCAACUGGAUAUAGCAGUCGCGAACUUCGGUACUAAUAGUAUAGGGAUCCUUCUCGGAAAUGGUGACGGAAAUUUUAGCAAUCAAACAGCCAUUGAUACCACAUCUUCUCGCCCAUUGUGCCUAGCUCUUGGCGAUUUCAACAAUGAUAAACAACUUGAUAUUGCGAUAGCCAAUUAUGGAACUAACAGUAUAGGUGUAUAUUUAGGACUCGGUAAUGCCAGUUUCACAGCACUGAAAACUAUGUCCACUGGCUUUGAUUCUCUUUCGUAUGCAGUCGCAGUUGGUGAUUUCAACAACGACAAUAAACUCGAUAUCGCCUUCGCUAAUUUUGGCAUGCACAAUAUAGGCAUAUUUCUCGGAAACGGGGACGGAAUUUUUGCCAUGCAAACUACGUAUGCAACUGGCACUAAUUCUCAUCCGUACUUCAUUGCAAUUGCUGAUCUGAACAACGAUGGACAACUUGACAUUGCUGUCGUUAAUUCAGGAACGGAUAACUUAGCGAUACUUCUCGGAUAUGGAAAUGGAAGUUUUGCUCUACCAGUAGUCUAUUCCACAGGUCCUAAUUCCAAUCCGGUAUUCAUCGCCAUUGCAGAUUUUGAUAAUGAUCACAAACUUGACAUUGUAGUCGCCAACAAUGGUACUAACAGUGUGGGUGUAUUUUUUGGAAAUGUCGAUGGAACGUUCGAGCACCAGAUUAUUUGUUCCACUGGCCCUCAAUCCAGUCCGCGCUCGAUUGGCGUUGCUGAUUUCAACAACGACAAUAAACUAGAUAUUGCUAUUGCCGAUAAACAAAAUAAUCAUGUGAUGAUUUUCAAUGGAUUUAGCAAUGUCACAUUUGCAAGUCAAAUAACCUAUUCAUCUGGCACCGAUUAUUAUCCUGUUGGCAUUCUUUUAUAUCCAACUGGAGAUGAUUCUCACUCGUACUCAAUCGCUGUCGGUGAUUUUAACAACGACAGUCGACUAGAUAUCGCCGUCACCAAUUCUGGCACGAACAAUAUAGGUGUUCUGCUUGGGUAUAGUAACGGAACUUUUACAAGUUCAAUGACGUAUUCAACUGGUAUUGAUUCCAAUCCAGUCGCCAUUGCCUUAGGUGAUUUCAACAAUGAUAAUCAACUCGAUAUCGCUGUUGCCAACCAUGGCACGGAAAACGUAGCUAUUCUUAUUGGAUAUGGGAACGGUAGUUUUUCAAGUCCAGUGACUUGUUCAACUGGUAUCGAUUCCGGUCCGAAAGCGAUCGCUAUAGGCGAUUUUAACAAUGAUGGCCGACUUGAUAUCGUCGUCGCCAAUACUGGCUGGAAUAACGUAGGUGUUUUUCUUGGAUAUGGCAAUGGAACGUUUGAAGAUCAAAUUACUUAUUCAACUAGAUCUGAUUUCAGUCCACGUGCGGUCGCUGUAGUCAUUGGCUAUUUUAAUAACGACAGUUGCCUUGAUAUUGCAGUCGCAAAUAGGGGUGCUGACAAUCUGGGCAUUUUCUUCGGUUAUGGAGACGCAACAUUUUGGAGUCAAACGAUUUAUGCAGCUGGAGAUGGUUCUGGUCCAAUAUCAAUUGCUGUAGGCGACUUCAAUAGUGACAAUCGAACUGAUAUUGCCGUUGCAAAUCAAAAGGCAUCUACUGUUGGUGUUUUUCUUGCGUUCAUUAAUACAAGCUUUGAAUAUAACACUGCAUGUUCUACUGGAUCUGCUGCACAUCCUGAAGCCAUUGCUGUCAGUGACUUAACCAACGAUGGCGAAAUUGAUGUCGUCGUUGGCAACCAUGGUACGCACAGUAUUGAUGUACUUUUUAGAUAUGAAAAUGGAAGCUUUUCAACGAAGACUGUUUACUCAGAGGAUUUGACAUUUUAUCCUGCAUGCAUCGUCCUCAGUGAUUUCAACAAUGACAGUCAUCUGGAUAUCGCCAUCGCUAAUUCAGUAGGAGAUGACAUAUAUCUUCUUUUUGGAGAGGAAAAUGAAACCUUUGUAAAUUAUACGACGUAUUCAACGGGUAUGGGUUCCAAUCCUCAGUCGAUCACUAUUGGUGAUUUCAACAAUGACUAUCGACCAGACAUUGUCGUCGCCAAUUCUGGUACUGGAAGUGUUGGCGUACUUCUUAGUGGUGACAGUGUGGAUUUUGAAAGUGUGAGAGCCUUUUCAACUCGAUCUGGUUCGAAGCCUCAUGGCUUGGCAGUUGGGGAUUUUAACAAUGAUGGCCGACUUGAUAUCACUGUUGCCAACAAUGGGGAUGCCAAUAUAGGAUUCUUUUUCGGGGUAGGUGACGGUAACUUCUCCAAUCAAAGUACCGUCUCACUUGACGAAGGUAUAUAUCCACAAGAAGUCGAUGUGGGCGAUUUCAACAAUGACAAUCAACUCGAUGUUGUUGUUACUACUAAUAUGCUUCCAGCACCAAUUAUUGUGCUUCUUGGGAAUGGCAAUGGCUCUUUUCAAAUUAAAAUGACGUCUGGGGCUCCUCGCGCAGAUGUAGUCAGAGUUGGUGAUUUCAACAGCGAUGGUCGACUCGAUAUUAUCGUUAAUAAUCCUAACAAUAAGGCUGUAAGUGUUCUUCUUGGAGAUGGCAACGGGUCUUUUGGAAAUAUAUUGAUCUAUCCAAAUAGUGAUAAUUCCGACACGCAUGGGCUAGUAGUUGGCGAUUUCAAUAAUGAUGGUUGGCUAGAUUUUUCCGUUGCUUAUUCUGACGCUCACAGCAUAGCUGUUUGCUUCGGGUAUGGUGAUGGCAGUUUUUCAAAUCAAAGAACUUAUUUAACUGAUAUUGAUUCCAAUCCAUUUGCUCUCGCCGCCGCCGAUUUUAACGACGAUGGACAACUAGAUAUCGUCGUUGCGAAUAAAAAAACAUCCAAUGUGGGUAUAUUUCUUGGGUAUGGCAACGGCAGUUUUUCAAAUUCAACGACUUAUCCAACAGGCAUUAAAUCUGAUCCGUGGUCGCUCGCUAUCGGAGAUUUCAACAAAGAUGGUCGACUGGAUAUCGUCAUUGCCAAUUAUGGUAGCGGUACUGUGGGCAUUCUUCUUGGACAUAUCAACGGUACUUUUUUCAAUCAAAUUACCUAUGCCACGGGCGAUAAUUCCAUCCCUUAUGGGGUAGCCGUUGGCGACUUCAAUAACGAUGAUCGGGUAGACAUCGCGUAUUCGGAUAUGCUAAGAGAAAAUAUAGGUGUAUUUCUUGGAUAUGCUAGUGACACUUUACUUGCUACAGAACCUUAUCAAAUCGGAGAGUCUUCUGAACCAGUAAGCAUAGCUGUAGGGGAUUUUAAUAAGGAUACUCUUUUGGAUGUUGCCAUCGCUGAUCAAGGAACCAACGAACUAAUUAUACUCUACGGAUCUGGGUAUGGUACGUUCACAAGUCAAGCAAAGUAUUCAACUGGUGAUAAUUCUUAUCCGAAUUCUGUCGCCGUUGGUGAUUUCAACCAAGAUCAUCAACUAGAUAUCGCUAUUGUCAAGUCCGGCACGAAUAGUAUUGGAAUUUUUCUUGGAAAUUGGAAUGGCACUUUCUCUAGUCUAACGACAUAUUUGAUUGAAGAUUUCUCUUCACUGCGGUCACUGAUUAUAGGUCUAUUUGAUAAUGAUACUGCGCUUGAUCUUGCAGUCGCUAAUUAUGGCGCCAACAACAUUGCCAUUUUGCUUGGUUAUGGCAAUGGAAGUUUUGCAAGUCCAGUGUUUUUCACAUCUGGCUUCGGCUCACAUCCGGCUGCGAUGGCCUUCGGUGAUUUGAACAUACAUAAUACGACUGGCAUUUUUGUCUGCAACAGCGGAUACAGCACCAUAGACAUUCUGUCAAAGACCUGUUAGUGUUCUUCGGAAGUAAAAACAUACAUCAUUCUCAUUUGUUUUAAAUAACUUUUUCGUCAACUCCUUUGAAAAACAUGUUAAUCUCGCUUACUUUUUGAAACUCGAUUUAAAAGAAGUCAACUAUAGUGCCGGACAAAAGUUCUGGGAGGGUGUGGGUGAGGGGUGUGGGUAUGUGGGUGUGGGUGUGGGUGAGGGUGUGGGUGUGGGUGUGUGGG
Messenger RNA from Rotaria sp. Silwood1, 4142 nucleotides. The record is from the annotation of a GenBank genome assembly. Lineage: Eukaryota; Metazoa; Rotifera; Eurotatoria; Philodinida; Philodinidae.